UUAUACAAUUGGUUAUGGUCUGUGAGGGGUUGGAUUUCCUCAUGCGCCAAAUUUUAUUUUAGUGUUGUCACGUUAAAAUAAAGUUGAGGAGAGGACUGUAUUGAAUAGAGGAAAAAAGGAAAAGGUUUUGCAAUGGCUCAGGCUCUGAGAUCUGGAAUGAUACCAGCCAUUUUCAAGAGCAGACUCGCACCUUCUGCAAAUUUGAGGUCGGCCAACUUCAAGCGAUCUUUUGCUUCUUCAGCAGAGCACGAUGAUGCCUAUGAAACUGAGAAGUGGAAAAGAAUAACUAUUGCAGGAAUAAUUGCAUGCACCGCCCUGGGAAUUUAUGACCUAUCUGGUGAACAUGAACAUUUUGACGAACCUCCACGUUACCCAUACUUGCAUAUCCGGAACAAAGAAUUUCCAUGGGGUCCUGAUGGUCUUUUCGAGAGGAAGAAACAUCACUCUGAACACUAAUUGCAAAGAAAUUUACUUUGGACAAGCAGAUUUAGGCAUCUUGGAUAUGUGUGGGUUGAGACUUUACAUUUGAUCCUCGGAUGUUUUCUUUACUUGCAGAACUGUGAAUGAAUUCUAGGUUUUAUUCAAUAAUACUGGAACGUCCAGAUUCAGAUCUGAGUUUCUUCUCUCUUAUUUUGCUUUUUGCGCAUGCUGGCUAAGGACAAAUGCCCUGCUUUGUGAAAUAAUGAGCCUGAUCUUUUGCUUCCUUGUAGAAACUUCUAUUCAUAUUCCAUUACUCAAACUUGGAUUGUGCUUGUUGCAUCACAAAGCUUAUGUGUUAUUUUUGGGUAAUUGAUCACUGCUAUUAUAGAAUCCAAUCACGAUGAAAUGAUAUUUAAAUUUAUGGGAAUUAUAAUUGAAAAACCA
Molecule: messenger RNA, 864 nt
Organism: Cryptomeria japonica (Japanese cedar)
Lineage: Eukaryota; Viridiplantae; Streptophyta; Pinopsida; Cupressales; Cupressaceae
Product: cytochrome c oxidase subunit 6a, mitochondrial
Exons: 4
Coding region: 133-456 (107 amino acids)
Biological process (GO): mitochondrial electron transport, cytochrome c to oxygen
Cellular component (GO): mitochondrial inner membrane
Molecular function (GO): enzyme regulator activity
Source: RefSeq, a predicted model, not a curated record